Talaromyces amestolkiae is the source of this 1971-nucleotide messenger RNA. RefSeq lists its product as uncharacterized. The coding region runs from base 1 to 1971 and encodes 656 amino acids. Lineage: Eukaryota; Fungi; Ascomycota; Eurotiomycetes; Eurotiales; Trichocomaceae. The transcript has 5 exons. Gene Ontology annotation, cellular component: nucleus. Gene Ontology annotation, biological process: DNA-templated transcription; regulation of transcription by RNA polymerase II. Gene Ontology annotation, molecular function: zinc ion binding; DNA-binding transcription activator activity, RNA polymerase II-specific; RNA polymerase II cis-regulatory region sequence-specific DNA binding. The record is from RefSeq and is a predicted model, not a curated record.
AUGCCAACACAGGACGCCGGGCUUAACUCCAUGGCGCCGUCGAAGGUGUACAAGUCCAGCCGACGAAAUCGCGUCCCACUGUCCUUUCGCGAUGAACGAGCAUCUUGCAAGUAUGAGAGUCCCAAAAAUGAACCAGCAACAUUCCAACACCAUGGGACUAAGCAAGGACACUCGAUGCAGCAACGGAUAAAUCACUUGGAGGAUCUAGUAAGGAAUCUGAUAGCGCAGAAUCACAAUGCGCCGAUAACACCUGAGGGUGUUGAGACCGGAGGGUCGUUCAAGGAUUCAGUUAUUGAUGCCUCAGAAUCGACACAUAGCCCAGGUAAAACGGUGAUUGAUGGUGGUCAUUCCGUCUACAAGGGUGCAGAGGACUGGUAUGAUAUACUACAGGAGAUUAACAAACUCAAGCAAGUCUGGAGCGAAAGCCAAGAUGACCCUACAUAUAACGUGGCUCCCACUUUAUCGAAUAUGGUUGAUGGGUCAAGCUUGCUCUUUGGCCAGGUUCAGCGAACAGAUAAAAUCGAAUUGCUGACAACACUGCCACCUAAACAUCAAGUGGAUAAGCUCAUACACCACUUUUUUGAUCGUGACAAUUUUCCUAUUACAAUCUACUCCGAGCACUGGAAAGAUCCAACCAAAACCAGUGUCAUAUGGCUCGGACUACUCUUCUCCAUCCUGAGCAUCAACAUGCUUGCAUACCAACAAUUCGGAGAACCACCAGAUUACGAAGGAAUGUCCGAGCCCCUAGUCCAACUUUACCGACUACGCACGGCACAGUGCUUGAUUAUCGGCGACAUGGCCAAAUGCCUACCCUACACAAUCGAAACAUUACGUCUAUAUGCAACAGCAGAACUCAACCGCAAAGACGACAAUAGUCGAGGCCUCUGGAUAAUGACCGGAGUGAUUGUCCGUGCAGCAAUAAAUAUGGGUUAUCACCGUGACCCGUCUCAGUCACCAUCUCUUACUCCCCUGCAAGCAGAAUAUCGACGCAGAGUGUGGAUAUCUGUGAUGGAAAUGGAUGAUAUGGCUUCAUUCGUUGUCGGGUUUCCGCGUAUGGUCUCAGGGAAUGAUUUUGCGGAUACGAUGGAGCCUCGAAAUUUGUAUGAUUGGGAGCUUUCGGACGAUCUUACUGUGUUGCCACCAUCCAGACCCAUGAGCGAAGUUACACCUGUGGCCUAUCUGAUAUCCAAAACACGAUUGUUCCGAGCUCUGGGUAGUAUCACUGAUUUCAACAAUACUCCGACCCAGGGACCAUACGAGCAAAUCCUCGAUAUCGACAAGAAUCUAACCAAGGCAUAUCAAGAUCUUCCCGCAGAUUUGCGAAUGAAUGGCCAGCAAUGGGAAUAUACGGUAAGCGGCAAAAAAGCCACUGGCUCGAAUACGCAGUUGGAGCUUCUUUAUCAUCAAGGGAUGUGCCAACUUCACCGACGAUUCAUCGCCAAGGGAAGAAUGGACCCUCAAUAUAAUCACUCGCGUGAGCGAUGUAUAUCGUCGGCGCUUACAUUGCUCAGGUUUCAACACAUCAUGGAGCCCUUUUGGUAUAACUUCUCGCGGGCGAGAAAGAUCAUCGCGCUCUCUGCAAUGAUACUCUUUCUUGAAUUGGAGUGCAGACGUAAAAACUCCGAGUCGAAUACGUUCUUUCCGGAUACCGGUGAGUUACUAACAGCAUUGAGCACAUCCUGUGCCCUCUGGGAGAAAGCUCAAACAGUCUGCGAUGAUGCGCAAAAAACAUAUAAAAUAUUGUCGGGGAUGCUGUCAAGUUUCCAGACGUCAGUGGGCUCCAGCUCUACGUCACAGUUAGAGACACCGCGACCACUAUUCGAGUUUGCGGGAAUGGGUUCGUCGAUUCAGCCUGGUACUGCCAAUUUUUCGGAUGGUAAGGAAUGGCUUCCGAUGUCGGAAGACAUGAAUAUUGACUGGGCUUCGUGGGAUGCUUUUAUUGAGGGUGCAAUCUUCGAGGAUGAAGUUUGA